AUGUUUAAACUUAAUUUUUUAAGAUUUAUUUUAUUAAUUUUAAUUUUAGCAUCAACAUUUUAUUUAUUAAUAAUUAUAAAUCAAAAUAAUAAAAUUACAAAAUUAAAAAAUCAAACUAAAGAUAUUAAAUUAUCAAUACCAUCGAUUCAAAAACAACAACCACAACAAAAAGAAAUCAUUAUUUCACAAAAUUCAUGUGAAAAUAAUCAAUACUUUUUAAAUAAUGGUGAUAUUAAAAAUCAUUAUGGUUUUAAAGAUGAAAUUUCAUUAUUAAAUUAUUUUUUAACUUAUAAAAAUUAUUAUGAUAUUGAAGAUUAUAAUAAUAAAAUCUAUAUUAAUCAAACUAAAUAUAUAUUAUUUAAAUACCCAAAACCGAAAUUAAUAAAGAAAUUUAGUAAUUUUACACCAACGAUUCAAGAAACCGAUAUUAAUAUUAACAAUUUAAUUAUUUCAGAAAAUGUAACUGAUGAAUAUAAAUUAAUAUAUAAUAAAAAAUAUCAUAAAUUAGUUUUAAAAAGAAUUCAAGCAAAUUUAUGUGAAGAAUUUUUCGAUAAUUAUUGGAGGGAUUUUUAUAAAUCUAAAUAUUCACUAGAUCAUGGUAUAGUGCCUUUUACACCACCAAGACUUUCAUUACCAUUGAAUAUUACUCGACCACUAUUAACAACUCCGAUUCUAUAUCUACACAUUCCGAAAUGUGCUGGUCAUACAUCUUAUCUUUUAUUUGAAAAUUUUUUUAAAGGAAAAGGUGUAAUACAACUAUGGUCUCACCCAAGUCCUGACAUGUAUUAUGACGUUAGUAAAGCGAGUAAUAUAAUACUUGGUCAUUACCAUUAUGGUAUUCAUAAAAUUUUACCAGAGAAAUUUAAAAACACCUAUAGCUAUAUGACAAUGUUGAGAGACCCUGUCGAUAGAGUCAUAAGUCAUUAUUAUUAUCAUAGAAAUAAUGCAUAUGAUCCAGAAUAUCUCCUAGCAAAAACAAGUACAUUUUCAGAAUGGCUUGAUAGAUCACCACGUGCCAGUAAUGAAAUGACAAGAUUUCUAUCAGGCUUAACAAAAGAUGAAGAAUUUAAACCAACAGAUGAAACUUUUCAUAUGGCAUUAUAUCAUUUAAGGUCAAUGAAAUUCGUUGGAAUUACAGAAAGAUUUAAAGAAACAAUUGCAUUAUUAAAAUUUUAUGUUGGUAUUGAAAAUCAUAGAAUAAGAGAAAAACAAAAUGCUGCUAAAAUUAAUCAUCCAGAUGUACCAUUUUAUAUAAUAGAAGCAAUUAAAAAAAGAAAUAAUUUUGAUAUAUUAUUAUAUGAAGAAGCUUUAAAAAUGUUUGAAAGACAAAUUGAUAUUGUUGGUAGAGAUAAUUUUAAUAAUCAAUUAAAUAAAAUUCUUUAA
Molecule: messenger RNA, 1383 nt
Organism: Dictyostelium discoideum AX4
Lineage: Eukaryota; Evosea; Eumycetozoa; Dictyosteliales; Dictyosteliaceae
Exons: 1
Coding region: 1-1383 (460 amino acids)
Cellular component (GO): membrane
Molecular function (GO): sulfotransferase activity
Source: RefSeq, a predicted model, not a curated record